AUGGAUUUGGGAUGUGGUGGUAGAGAUGGUGAUGGUGGACCUUGUGGUGCGUGCAAGUUUCUAAGAAGAAAGUGUGUGAAAGGAUGUUGCAUAUUUGCACCUUAUUUUGAGUCAUCAGGUCAAGGAAGUGCUCAUUUUGCUGCUAUUCACAAAGUGUUUGGUGCUAGCAAUGCAUCCAAGCUACUCACACGCAUUCCAGUUCAUAAACGUCUUGAUGCUGUUGUUACUCUCUGCUACGAGGCUCUUGCUAGGGCUACUGACCCUGUUUAUGGCUGUGUUGCUCAUAUCUUUUCUCUUCAACAACAGGUUAUGGAGUUGCAAGCUGAGUUAGCCUAUGUUCAAGCUCGUCUUUCCAUAUUGAAUCGCGUCUCUGAAGAUCCUCAGUUUCAACAGCCUCAAAGCUCUUCGAUGUCUCCAACUUUGCAUUCUUCAUUAGCUCAUCAUCUGUCAUCAUCGAAUGAUGAAGCUUCUUACAUGUCCAUGUACUUUGAUCAUCCUUUUCAACAUGAUUUAUUUCAUCCAACACCUUUUGAGUUAAGCAACGUUCAAAAUCCAUCAUACUAUUCUGAUUAUCAAGAGCUUCAUGAUUUGCCGCGAGAACUUUAG
Molecule: messenger RNA, 606 nt
Organism: Lathyrus sativus (Indian pea)
Lineage: Eukaryota; Viridiplantae; Streptophyta; Magnoliopsida; Fabales; Fabaceae
Source: the annotation of a GenBank genome assembly